AAGAAACAACAAUGAAAGCAAUUUAAGAUAACUACACAUGCAUGCAUGGGGUGCAAGCAUGAACAUUUCUAUUCACAUUACAGUAUCUAUAAAUGCAGCUAUCACCACUACGGACACACUUAUACAAUAUAGCGUGUGCAUGAGAAUAGCUAACUAUAUGGAAAAUUUACUAGCACUUAUUCUUCUGAGUCUCUUCGGAACAGUAACAAGUGAGUUCAUACUGACAGUCAACUUGGUCAACUACACCAACCCAACCGGACUGUGUGCUGAAUGUGCUGUUCCACUGAGUGAUGUAGCAAAUGCUGACCAGUUAGUACCAGUGUGCUGCGAUGAUCUACCACUCAGAAACACCACCUGUGACAACACAGGAGAGGAGAGAUGUGACACCAGGUUCCGUUGGAUCAUCAGACCAUUCGGUGCAUCACUAGAGACAAGACCCCCCAGUAUACCCAAUGCUGUCAACCCUCCCUACUUUUUUACCAACUGUAACAGUUUCCACAGCACUUGCCCAUUCAGUGAAAUGAACACAACAUUCGGUCAAGGUCCAACAGCACUACUGGGAGUAACAGAAAAUCCUCUACCUGUUUUUGGAACAGAUUUUAUUACGUGGACGGGACGGAUUCAGUUCUUCAUAGAAGCUGUGGAUACUGGACUCCCGAAUAUAAUAGACAGUCUGUUGAUUGACCUGGACAACCUCCAACUUGGAGCAGACUUCACAGAGGAGAUGACGUUCACUGGAUUCCACAACAUAUCUCACAUGACCAUGAGUUUCAGAGUCGAGUGCUCUCCUGGUUUCUGUGGACCUAACUGUACCACAACAAAUAUAACUGAUCCCAGAGUGGUCGAAUGUCGAGCUGAUGGUAGUCUAACUUGCUAUGACAAUUUUGACCCCACAACAAACUGCACUCAGUGUCUACCCAACAGAGAUUCCUCUACCAACUGCACUCAGUGUCUACCGAACAGAGAUCCCUCUACCAACUGCACCCAGUGUUUACCAGGCUGGGACAUCACCUCGGACUGUACUAGUUGCCUACCCAACAGAGACCCAGUCACCAACUGCUCCCUCUGCCUACAACCAGACAGGUUUACUGAUACAGACUGCAGUGUGUGUGCUCUACCAGGAGGGGACCCAGCAACACUCUGUCAAACAUGCCUUUCUCCCGGGAAAGACCCGAACAACAAUUGUACCUGUAAAGAUAACUACGAUGAAAGUACAGAUUGCUCCACUUGUGUGCCUGGUUGGGACAGUAACUAUGACUGCAGUGUGUGUCUCACUGGAAGGAACAUCUCCACCAACUGCACCACCUGUAUCCCUGGUUACUCGGGAGAAGACUGCCUACUAGAUCUAUCAGUGUCAUCUGCCACCUUUGGAGGCGUGAUCGGUGUGCUACUGUUUGUGAUACUCACACUAGUGAUGACCAUUGCCAUACUGGGGGUCUACAUCAAAACAAGAGGAAAAGAAAACACAGACACAGCGGACUUUGAGGUGGUAGAGAAUACAGGGUAUGGAGUGGGCACUCCUGACACGACUACAACCGCUGGCAUUGAGCUGGACCUAGGGUAUAGUAAUGUAGCAGCAUACCCUGGCAAACAGCCUGAGCAAAACGAAUACAAAAUUGAUGAAGAAUCUUCUGUUUAUUCCUACAUAUCUUAAAAACGACUGCAUAUAGUAACUGUAAUACGUUGUUUUUAUAAUGCUCUUUGAGGACACAUCAUGUGCAGUAAUUGAAACCAUGCAACCACGCACCUUAAUUACGAAUACAC
Messenger RNA from Halichondria panicea, 1764 nucleotides. RefSeq lists its product as uncharacterized. The record is from RefSeq and is a predicted model, not a curated record. NCBI's taxonomy places the organism in Eukaryota, Metazoa, Porifera, Demospongiae, Suberitida, Halichondriidae. The transcript is spliced from 5 exons. Bases 38 to 1654 code for a protein of 538 amino acids.